Molecule: messenger RNA, 507 nt
Organism: Juglans regia (Persian walnut)
Lineage: Eukaryota; Viridiplantae; Streptophyta; Magnoliopsida; Fagales; Juglandaceae
Product: transcription factor MYB15-like
Exons: 1
Coding region: 1-507 (168 amino acids)
Source: RefSeq, a predicted model, not a curated record
AUGAUACUGACAAUUGCUGCCAAGCUUCCAGGAAGAACUGACAAUGAAAUAAAAAAUUACUGGCACGCCCACCUGAAAAAGCACAGUAAAAACAAUUCGUCAUCAACAACUAUAUCAGAAUUGGUGGGAACAUCCGAGGAAGUUGAAGCUAACAAGAAUGAUUCUUCUGGGAAUCAAGAUCUCCAACUAAUUAGUGAUUCCCCAAAAGUGCCAAACAUGGAUGGCAUUAAAGGUAUCCCGACGUCACUACAAAUCUAUAUGUCUACUAAUGAUAUUGUCUCUUCUUCAAGCAGUACUGACCCUCCAGUUGAAGAUGCUAGAAACCAAUACACGAUAGAUCAGGACGAGAUCAAUUUUAGUUCGUCCAACGCUUCUGAAAUAAUCCAAAGUAUAUGGGAGCUGCCAUAUUUUUCAUUCCAGGACAUAUUCAUGCCUGAAACAGACCCUGGAUUUAUGGCUCCAACUACUGCGAGGUGCCACCAAGAGCCAAUGUAUUCAGAUGUUUGA